CAAAGCUUUAUUUCUCUUUCUCGCUUCUCUUCUCUCAAACGACGUCGUUUUGUGCUGAUUUUUCGACCUUCUAGUUCUGUCCCGGAUUCUCCAAAACAAAUAGAUGCAGAAACUGGGUUGAGGAGGAGGAGGAGGAAGGCAGGGGGAUUGCAAAGAUGCAUAGCCACUGCUGGCGCAGUAUAAAAGAGGAGUAUGGCCGGGCUGGAGGAUGCCUGGGCGAACGGCUGCCUCCCGAAUUGCUUCGGCUCGGAGGACGAGCUGGAGAUGAGGAGAAGGAGCAAAGGGAUCGACCAGAUGUUGGCCAAGGAGAGACCUUACUUGAGGAGGAUGGUGAAAAUCCUGCUGCUGGGAGCCGGCGAGAGCGGCAAGAGCACCUUCCUGAAGCAGAUGAGGAUCAUCCACGGUCAGGACUUCGACCGAAAGAGCCUGGAGGAAUUCCGGGACACGAUUUAUGGGAACGUUAUCACGGGAAUGCGAGUUCUGGUGGACGCCAGGGAGAAGCUGCGACUCCCCUGGCGGAACUGGGAGAACGAGAAACAUGGGCUGUUCCUGAUGACCUUUGAGAACAGUUGCAUCGGAAUUGUGGAAGGGCAUUUCCAGAGGAUUUUACCAGCUAUUCGGACCUUGUGGCAAGACCAGAGCAUCAAAGAGGCCUACAGGAGAAGGAAUGAGUUCCAGCUGGCUGAAUCAGUGGGGUACUUCCUGGAUAAUCUGGACCGCAUUGGCCAACUGAAUUAUCUUCCUACCAAACAAGACAUCCUCCUGGCCCGGAGGGCGACCAAGGGCAUCGUAGAGUAUGACUUCAUCAUCAAAGGCAUCCCAUUUAGGAUGAUGGAUGUGGGCGGGCAGCGCUCCCAGAGGCAGAAGUGGUUCCUGUGCUUUGAAGGCAUCACCUCCAUCCUCUUCAUGGUGUCGUCCAGCGAGUUUGACCAGGUCCUGAUGGAGGACCGGCGGACAAACCGCCUGGUGGAGUCGAUGAACAUCUUCGAGACCAUCGUGAACAACAAGCUCUUCGCCAGGGUCUCCAUCAUCCUUUUCCUGAACAAGACGGACCUGCUGGAGGCCAAGGUGAAGACGGUCAACAUCGAGAAGCACUUCCCUGACUUUGAAGGCCGGCCACACCACCUGGAGGACGUCCAGAAGUAUCUCCUGACGUGCUUCAACCGCAAGCGGAGGGAUCGCAGCCGGCCCCUCUUUCACCAUUUCACCACCGCCAUCGAUACAGAGAACAUCCGCUUUGUCUUCCAUGCUGUGAAGGACACGGUUCUGCAGGAGAACCUCAAUGACAUCAUGCUGCAGUGAGGUGAGGGACCAUCUACAGGCCUUGAGCGCCAAGGUCACAGUGAGGUCACAGCGAGGUCAACAGGACGUGACCUAAUGUCUGUAUUUGUUGAGGCAAACGAUGAUGUGAGGUAAAGAAAGGGAUAAACGAAACACGUAUUUAAUAUUUAAGACAUUCACUGUCUGACGUUUAAAGAUGUAUCGAAAAUGGCCCUGACGAUGAAUUUUUAUUCCUUUUCGAUUCACCCACCCACUUUCGCUGUCACCCCUGACAACAUUGACUCAUUUUCCUGGGUUUCAGCCAUACGCCAGGGAGUGUUUCUUGUUUGAAGCCCAAGCCUGGGCAGUGGAUGUCAGUGGACUAUUGAACUGAGGGGAGCAUCACCCGACCUGCAUACGCCUGCACCUUCUCGUAAGCGGACGCUUGAUAGCAGCAAGGUCCAGCAACUCUGAACGAUUAUCUUUCCGGCUCCCUUCCCAUCUGUAGCAUCUCAGUGAACUGAGCUUGGAGCAGGAUUGAACGUGGGCCCUCCUGGCUAGGUUUUGGUUCCUGUAGAGGGUUGGUGCAAUUUGGAGAGUCCUUGCCUUUUAACAUUUGUGGUUAACUGUUGACUGCUAAUAUUGCCUUGAUGGGAACAGGCUGGAGGGAGAGUCCUGAGUCUUGCACUGCUUCUCAUAUUCACUAUUUAAAAAAAAAAUAUUCAAAGAAGAUUCUCUUUAAAAAAAAGUAGAUGAAAAAGUGUAUUUCUGAUGCUAAUUAUUUGCAACUAUUUAAGGGAGGAACUCUGAUGGUGAGAUCUGCUCUUUAAGUCAUUGGCUCUUUUAUCCUUCCCAUAGGUGGGGAACGCCAUUGUGUAAUGGUGAUGUCACUGGCCUAGUAAUCCAGAGGCCCAGGUUAACGCUCUGGGGACAUGGGUUCAAAUCCCACCACGGCAGCUGGUGGAAUUUAAAUUCAAUUCGUAAGAUCUGGAAUUAUACAAAGCUUGUCUCUCAGUAAUGGUGACCAUGAGCUAUCAUCAGUUUCCACACAAACCCAUCUGGUUCACUCAUGCCCUUUAGGGAAGGAAAUCUGCUGUCCUUACCUGGUCUGGCCUACAUGUGACACCAGACGCACAGCAAUGUGGUUGACUCUUAACUGCCCUCACUCAGUUCAAAGACAAUUAGGGAUGGGCAACAAAUGCUGGCCUUGUCAGCGACACCCACAUCACAUCCAAGAAUAAAUCAAGAAUGUUUAUCCCCUUUGGGCUCCUGGUCUCUCCGUGCAGCCUCCUACUUCAGGGAGGAGCAUGGCAAGGCUGGCCAAUAGUCAGCCAUGGUUCAGUGUGUAGCAUUCUCAUCUCUGACUCAGAAAGCUCUGGCUUCAAGUCUCCCUCCAGGACUUGAGCACAAAUCAAGGGUGGAUGCUCCGGUGCCUGUAUUGCACUGCUUAGAGUUUCUGCCUGUUGGUUAGAACAUUAAGCCAAGGCUUCUUCUGACUUCUCACCUGGACAUUAAUGAUUCCAUAUUUCAAAGAAGGACAGGGGAGUUCUCCCCAGGGCCCUGGCUGAUAUUCAUCCUCAAUCAACAUUGCAAAAAACAGGUUAUCAUGUCAUUAUCAGGCUGCUGUUUGCUGUGUACAAAUUGGCUGCCACAUUCCCCACAUUCCAGGAGUUGACUGCACUUCAUAAAAGAAAAUGGGUUGCUGGCUGUAAUUUUGAAAUGACCGGUAUGUAAAUGCCAACUUCCUUUUUUCCCAUUUUAAUCAUAUCCCAACACCAUGUUGACUGGUGGUCCGAGUGUCUCAAUGAAUUGCUACAACAGUCUGCUGUUUGGGGGUGCUCCAUUUGCAAGGCUAGUACCCAUAAGCCCACACUUGCCAGUCACUGUUCCCCAGGCUGAAACAAGCACUCUUUCCUCAGCAGAUCCCCUUGUGCAUCCAUUGGAGCUUUUCAGUCUGCAGUCGGCGCUGAUAGAUUGGCAUCUCCUUCCAGACAGGUUUUCAUCGCUUUCUUCUAUUAAGCUAUUGAAUCUCUGUUUAAGAAAUAUAAUUCAAUACUAUUGGCCAAUCCUGCCAUACUCCUCCCUGAAGUAGGAGGUGUGAGAGCAGGAGGCUGCACUGAGAGAGACCAGGAGCCCUGGUAGCUGCCCUUCUCCAUCCUCGUCCUACUCAUGGUGCUUAUCCCACAAAAAGUUAAACAAGCCAAUGGUGGAAAGCUCAAUGUUAAUGCGAGUUAAGAAUGUUGUGAACUCACUUGGUCUUGCAACCCUCUCGAGGGCCCAUCGGCCAUUAGGUCAUUUAUAGUCGACAUGCAGUUAACCUGAUCAAGCCGGGACUUCUGGGACCCCUCGUGGCCCGAAAAUCCUGUUGCACUGAUCGUGAUAUUGUCCACACAAUAACUGGCCAAGUUUGUGCACAGAACCAUGAAGGAUAAUGGAUACCCAGGGAUGAGUUACAGGCUGGAGUCUGAGUGAGGGAUUCAGGUGGCUGUGGCUGAGUUGUUAGAGGGUGAGCCUAUUCAGAUGUGAGGGUUACUGCUUGUGAUGAUUGCACAAUGUUCAGCACCAUUCGCAACUCAAGUGUCAGGCAAUGACCAUCUCCAGCAAGAGAUAAGCUAAUCAUCGCCCCUUGACAUUCAAUGGCAUUACCAUCACUGAAUCGCCCACU
Messenger RNA from Carcharodon carcharias (great white shark), 3925 nucleotides. RefSeq names its product guanine nucleotide-binding protein subunit alpha-12-like. Gene Ontology annotation, biological process: adenylate cyclase-modulating G protein-coupled receptor signaling pathway; Rho protein signal transduction. The coding region runs from base 193 to 1302 and encodes 369 amino acids. Lineage: Eukaryota; Metazoa; Chordata; Chondrichthyes; Lamniformes; Lamnidae. Gene Ontology annotation, molecular function: guanyl nucleotide binding; GTPase activity; D5 dopamine receptor binding. The transcript has 4 exons. The record is from RefSeq and is a predicted model, not a curated record. Gene Ontology annotation, cellular component: heterotrimeric G-protein complex; brush border membrane.